AGCCACUUUGCAGGCAGCAGACUCUUGAAGUUGUUACUCAUCUGGAUAAACCCUGGACACACAUGUAAAAUAAACCACAAAGGGAAAAAGCUACUCAUCCAUACAUCCACAUUCUAACCUGAACCACCAUAAGCACCUCCCACUGAAUGAGAGCUGAUAAUUGGCGCGGGCUCAUUUGCAUGCAGAACGGCAUGGAUAUUUAUUUAAAUUUAAUUUCGUUCCCGCACACGGUGCACUGUAGGCUUUUUUGUGCCAAAGUCAUAUUAACCCCUUGAUUAGUUAAUAUGCAGUGCACGACGUUGCCCACGCACGAUGAAUAUUCAUAUUCAUGGCGCUUUCUCCGCCGUCCCCUCUUUACUCCUUCCUGCCUCUCCCUCUUCUGCCGUUUUCAGCCCGCAGCUAUGGAGGCUUACCGGAAGACCGUGCCGUUUUCACAGUUAUCCCAAACACAAACACUCCACAUCGUUUGGCUCCUCUUACUGUCUGUGUCGCUCGCUGCCGCUGACUCGAUGGCAAAUAAGAACGAGCUGCCAAGCAGAGACCGCGCUCUGAAAGGAAGCGAGGAGAAAAUGCUCGUGGCAGACAAGCAUGCUGUCAAUGCAAAUCCCACUGUGGAGCCUUUUCCAGAAGGCAUGGAGACCAUCAUGUUUGGUAUGGGCUGUUUCUGGGGAGCUGAGAAACAUUUCUGGCGGAUUCCUGGAGUGUUCUCCACACAGGUGGGCUUCGCCGGGGGCUUUACACCCAACCCCACUUACAAAGAAGUCUGUUCAGGUCUGACGGGUCACACUGAGGUGGUGAGGGUUGUCUUUUCCCCUGAAGACAUCAGCCUUGAGGAGCUGCUCAACCACUUUUGGGAGAACCACGAUCCUACACAAGGUAUGAAGCAGCAUGCUGACUGUGGUACUCAGUAUCGCUCAGCCAUUUACACAUCCAACCCCGCUCAACAGGAGCUUGCGUUGAAGAGCAAAGUGGCCUACCAGCAGGAGCUGGAUAAAAAAGGCUACAGCACUAUCACUACAGAGAUCCUGGAGGGGCAGCAGUUUUACUACGCUGAGGACUAUCACCAGCAGUACCUGAAGAAGGUACCUAAGGGCUAUUGUGGCCUCAAAGGCACCGGUGUCUCUUGUCCCAUCGGAGCUGGUAAAGAUGAGCUGUGAUGGAUUUGUGGUGAGAAACAAAGGGAUGAGGAUUUGUUAAGGCUGUUAUGUCAUCAUUUGCCACCCUUAAUCUUUUAUUUUUUUUAAAACUUAACUUAAAAAAAAAUUGAUACACUGAAUAAGCAUGUGCACUUGUUUACAUAAUAAUUUUAAUUAGUCAGAUUGCAAAAAAAAUACUAAUUCUCAGGGAAUUUGGUGAAAAUAGUGUGCAAAGACAAUUUGCAAGUGCUUUUACAUUAGACAUAGAAAUGAGUCAAAAUAGCAUUUAAAAGAUUGAAAAAAGAAAACAAAGAAGUCUCUGUUGGACUGCAGCUACAAUCAGCUUCCAUAGGGUGGCGACAUUUCUCACAAAACACAGUCAAACUCCAACAUAAUGUUUACAUUGUAUGGCAUUUCAUGUGCCAUCUUGUAGCUAAGAAACCAUGUGAAAACUUUGUCUUCCAGUUGGAAACAACAUUAAUGGUUUUUAAUUCCAGCAUCCUUUUCAAGUUCACCUUGAGACUUACGACAGUAUUACAGAGCUCAGGUUUGAUUGUCAUAGAAGGAAUUCUUAUGCAGAUUUGUAUAUGAUUAUUAGCUUAGCACCUCAAUGAAAUCAUCUUGAAUUUGUAAUGUAACAUUAUUUUCACGUAAUCUGAAUAAAUGAAUUUACUUCAGCCAAGACAAGACCUGCCUUUUAUUUUCUUAAAGUCUCUCUGUGAAAACAAUAAAACAUAAAUCCUCCAACACCUCA
This is a messenger RNA of Larimichthys crocea (large yellow croaker), 1890 nucleotides long. RefSeq names its product methionine sulfoxide reductase Ab (gene msrab). NCBI's taxonomy places the organism in Eukaryota, Metazoa, Chordata, Actinopteri, Sciaenidae. Gene Ontology annotation, cellular component: cytoplasm. Gene Ontology annotation, molecular function: peptide-methionine (S)-S-oxide reductase activity. The record is from RefSeq and is a predicted model, not a curated record. The coding region runs from base 285 to 1157 and encodes 290 amino acids. The transcript is spliced from 6 exons. Gene Ontology annotation, biological process: cellular response to oxidative stress.